UUUACAACAGUACCGUACAGUACCUGGUACGGUACAGUAAUUCAGUUUUGAACUGCUGUUCUCGCUAGUCCUCGGAAGUACUUUUUGAUUCUAUUACUACACAUACGAGUGCUGUAACUAACGAUUCAUAGCUAUUGUGAAUGAUCACUCGACCAUUCUCUAUCUGUAUCUCGACGAAGCCAAAAACAUGACUGUUGAUAACAGCCAUGCUGCAACUGCCACCGCGGAUGAUCCCCUGGCCAGAAUGAUGAGCAAAAACAACCGGCAGCAAAGCGCCUCAAACGACGAAGUCGACGCAAUGGUUCCAUCCAAGAUGAACAACGAUGCCGUCGGCAAUAAAGGCGGUUUCCAUAACAAGGAGAACAACGAGAAUCAAAGCGCUUUCGUUCUCAAUGGUCCGGAAACAUCUGCUUCCGCCGCGAAAAUAAAUUCCACAAUUUCGCAAACGGACCGAACACACACCGCAAGCAUCGUUGAUGCCCCGCCGAUCCUGGCCCGCCCCCGCGCCACCCUCGACAGGGAGAUCUCGCGGCAGGUACUGCGGCACAAGCUCCAGAAACUCCGCCACCUGGUCCUGGAGGGGGUGGUCUCGGAAGAAUAUCUGGAGCAGCACAUCAUGCACCCCAAGCUCCUUGACAUGUUCGAUCCGCAAACCGUUACGUACAACGGAGGCAUUGCCAAGAUCAAGGAAUGGAAGAUUUCGUGCUACCUGGAGGUCAUGGAGGGAGGCGUCCCCUGCACAAAUCCACACACGGAGCUCCUAGAGGUCUUUCGGCCGCUCCUGAAUACCUGCGACGACCUCUUUCUGGCCUGGUACAAGCAACAGCACGCCUGCAACAACCACCGGACGAACCGCGGGCACUCCGCGAGGCGUACCUGCGAGCGUCUCAUGACCUUUGUCACGCGUUACACACCGGCCCCGGGGGAGCAGGCCCUCCUAAAGCACGUCGACGGCGCCGGAAAGGUAGACGGCUCCUGCGUCCUGGCCCUCCCCGUCGACCGCUGGACGGGGCCCGACAACUCCUUUUACGGGCACGGGGGCGGCCUGACCUUCUGGGACGGCAGAGAGCCGGUUCCGGAGGACGACGGGGGAGACAGACCCGAUCGCAGCGAUGGUCAUCCGAAGCGGACCAGGCCGAGAACCCGCCCGCGCGAGAUCCACUACGAUACCCGGCCCGGGGACAUUGCCUUCAUCGAUCGGGCCGUUUGGCACCAGGCGGAUCCGAUCACCAAGGGGACCCGGUGGGCCCUGGUAAUUUUCUACAAGGUGACGGAGCAAGAAGACGACGAGAACGACUGUGAACAGGAACGAAAGUGAUGCCGGGCGAUUUUCUGCUGU
Molecule: messenger RNA, 1339 nt
Organism: Pseudo-nitzschia multistriata
Lineage: Eukaryota; Bacillariophyta; Bacillariophyceae; Bacillariales; Bacillariaceae
Source: the annotation of a GenBank genome assembly